AUGGUUGGCUAUUUUAAAUUUAAACGAAAACAUGGUGAGGGUGCUUUUGCAGAUCAUGCUGCUGCUGUUGCAGUCACAGAGUUGUUGAAGGACUAUAAUUUAAAAGACAUUUAUAAUAUGAAUGAAACAAUUUUAUUUUACCGAUAUGCGUCAACAACUCGUCUCAAAGAAAAGAAGAAAGAUAAGACGACUGACAUUGGCGCUAUGUUUGGCAAUGCAGACGGGUCUGAUAAAAUGAAGCCAUUGGUUAUUGUGUGGAUGACUGAAUUAUUAUUUCAAUCAUGGAUUUCACAUACGGAAGAAGAUGGAUGUAAGAAUACAUCAACUAUUCAGAAGAGAAUGAGACAGAGGAAAUACCAACUGAUCAAGAAAUGA
This is a messenger RNA of Paraglomus brasilianum, 375 nucleotides long. Lineage: Eukaryota; Fungi; Glomeromycota; Glomeromycetes; Paraglomerales; Paraglomeraceae. The record is from the annotation of a GenBank genome assembly.